GGGGGUCUGGGCUUCGCGUGGAUCCGGCGUCGGCAGCCGCAGGCACCCGGCGGAGUGGGGAGGGUGCGGACGCGGGGCUUGCGUCCGGGCUUUAGGAAGGCUUCGGGGCCGGCUAGGAGGCGCAGUCAGCCGGGAGCGGGAGGAGGGUGGCGCGCGCGGGACGACCCGUGGCCCGCAGCUGCCCGCUCGCCGGGUUCGCGCGCGUCUGCGCCCCUCGGUUCCCGGCUCGGCCCCGCCCCCUCGGCUCCUUCCCGCUCUGUCCCUCCCCCAGGAGCCGCGGCGCGGCCGGCUGGCGCUUUCUAGGGUGGCUGAGGGCUCGGGGCGGUGGGCGGGGACCGUCUCCCGACUCCGGCCUCUGCGGGGUGGCCUCCAUUAGUGUCGCGCGGAACCCCGAAAGCGAAGCCGCUCUGGAGAGUUAGUGCACCGACUCCCGGGCCCCAAGCUUUCAGAUUGAAAGGAGGAAUUUCGCAAAGCCUCCGGAAGCCAGAACCCACGCUGUACGCCGUAGCGGAUGUCCACUGCCACCGAGAAGCUGGACUCUGCAGACCUAAUUAGGGUAACAGUUUAAUCAGGUCGAGUGGGAGAAGGAGGACCCUUUCUCAGAAGCAAAACUCACCUUAUAAAACAAACUUAAAGCAUGAGAAUCCUCUUGGCAUGCAUGACCACCCAGGGGCACCAAAUUUCUGUUAAACUGCUUGGACACCUGGCACCUCCUUUGACCAGAAAUUUCUUUUUGUUCAUGACAGUUGAGGUCCAAACAGCCUUUUUGCAAGGAGUCAGAAGGCAACCUCAGAGUCUAACCCUUCUCUUGACAGCUCAGAGACUCCCAGGCAAGUCAUAUCCCGAGAGGCAUCAUGUCCAGUUUCGAAGAUGCUGAUACGGAAGAGACAGUGACUUGUCUCCAGAUAACUGUUUACCAUCCUGGCCAGCAGCAAAGUGGAGUAUUCCAAUCAAUAAGGUUUUAUAACCGAGAUAAACUUCCUUCCAGCGAAGUGGUGAAAUUUGGCCGAAAUUCCAACAUCUGUCAUUAUACCUUUCAGGACAAACAGGUUUCCCGAGUUCAGUUUUCUCUGCAGCUGUUUAAGAAGUUUGAUAGUUCAGUUCUCUCUUUUGAAAUUAAAAACAUGAGUAAGAAGACCAGUCUGCUUGUGGACAACAAGGAGCUGUGCUAUCUAAAUAAAAUAGACCUGCCUUACAAGUGCAUGGUCAGAUUUGGUGAGUAUCAGUUCCUGAUCGAGAAGGAAGAUGGAGAGUCAUUAGAGUUUUUUGAGACUCAAUUUAUUUUGUCUCCAAGAUCACUCUUGCAAGAAAACAACUGGCCGCUCCAGAGGCCCAUACCUGAGUAUGGUUGUUACUCAUUCUGCUCCACCCAAAACACUUCUCCUACAGAAAUGGAUGAAAAUGAACUGUGAAGACGGAGGGCUGAGAGGAGAAUCAUGAAGGAUGAAGAAAUCUGUAGACAUUUUAUGGAUACUUCACAGUUUAUUAGUAUAUUACAGUCAUCUGUUGUCAAAUUUGGCAUCUCUUAUUAUCAUUUUGAAGUCUUUAAAUUGUAUUAGUCAUCAGUUUAGUCAUUUGUUACAUACCUAGAUGUAUUUUGGAAUUACUGUGUAUUAUUAAGAAUUAUUAAGCAUAUUUAAGUGUACAUCUGUGAGGGUUAAUGUACAAGAAGUAUCCAUGCUGAUGAAGGGAUAGUGUUCUCAGUAAGAUUAUCUUCUUUUUAUGCUUGUUUUUAGUCCUAUGUUUUGUUUUGUAAGGAACAGUCUCUUGGCUUGGUCAGAUUAUUUCAUAAGUAGCCGUUUUUCAAGGUCAAGGCUGUGGGUGUGUUGUUUCUGGUGGUUUAGCCUGUUGGUACCUGCAGUACGAGAGUACUAGCCUAAUGUGUUUUGGAGAACUGUCAGUGCAUCAUUGUGGUUUUAGUAUAGGAAGCCCUAUCUGAGCAAUAAUACCUUUUCUAUGAUUUCCUUUCUGUAGAAGAAUAGUGUUUAUUCCCCAAAAUAGAAUUUUCCUUAUAUAUAUUCAGUAUCUAAAACCAGUAUUUUGGACAUUUUAAUGAACCAUUGCUGUGUUUAGGAUUCUUUUUCAGUUUUCUUACCAAACAUUGACUUUUAGGUCCCAUUCAUUUUUAAAUUCCAUGAAUUUGAAAUUUUAACAACAUUCAUGCAUAUAAUAAAGUCAAAGUUUAAUUCUGUAA
Mustela lutreola (European mink) is the source of this 2194-nucleotide messenger RNA. RefSeq names its product TRAF interacting protein with forkhead associated domain (gene TIFA). NCBI's taxonomy places the organism in Eukaryota, Metazoa, Chordata, Mammalia, Carnivora, Mustelidae. Gene Ontology annotation, molecular function: protein binding. The record is from RefSeq and is a predicted model, not a curated record. Gene Ontology annotation, biological process: canonical NF-kappaB signal transduction. The transcript is spliced from 5 exons. The coding region runs from base 855 to 1412 and encodes 185 amino acids.